UAAGCUGCUGGAGUGGACUCACUGUUUCGCGGUUCAGGGGCCAGACGACCCUCCGAGGAGAAUAAACAUGUCUUUUCGCUCAAGGCUGCUAUAAACAAAGACGAACCAUGUGGAGAGUUCAAGGUUUUGUUGGAAGAGUUCUGCAUCGAUGCCAUGGCAGCAACCCCCUGAGACUGCCCCAGAACCCGGGGCAGUCUCAGGGACUGGGGGAGGCUGAGGUCAUUAACAGCUCAGUUGUCUUCUCCACAUCUCAACACUCUUCUGAUGGCAGCUCUCAAAAAGAGGAGGAUGGCGAGAGGAGGAAGAAACGGAGUACCUUUCAUCUUGGCUUUGCUGAGUUUCCACCUUACACAGCCCUGGAUGCUGUGGGAUUUGGUGCUGCAGCAGUUCUAUUCAUGCAGAUCUGCAGGAGGAUCCACUCCCAGUACGCCUCAAGCUCUGAGCCGAGUCCUAUCCCCGGAGCCCUGACGGCACCUUCCGCCCUGCACAAGUGUGGCUACCGCAUUCUGCUGGAGAUCUUGUCGAGACGAGAUGUCCUCCCCAGAGGAAGGAGUGUGUUGUGUCUGCCAGAGAGAUGGACCCAAGACCGAGGUCAGGUCUGCAGCAGCAGCAGUUCGGGCGAUGCCAGUCUUCACCGCAGCAGUGAGCAGGCACAUCUGACCACUGACGGCUCCAUCUCUGACCAACAGAGGGCACUCCUGUACCAGGACUCUCCUACACCUGAGGAAUCACUUCCGUCAGCAUCCUGUCCUCUGCAGAAUGAUGCCGACCGAGACUACAUCGGGACAAAAGAUGCCGAUGAUAAGGACCUGCCGUCUGCUGAGGAGAGACUGGCAGGAGCAGCACUGAAGCUCGGGCGUGUGGGAGAUACCAACAUUCCCGUUAUCCUCAACAUCAUUGGUUUAGAAAGUACCAAGAGUGAAAACUACGAGGAGGCUUUUACAUGUUUUCUCGCUGCAGCUGAGCAGGGUUACAGCAAGGCCCAGUUCAACACGGGGGUGUGCUAUGAGAAGGGCAGAGGAGUCGUCAAGGACAAAGACAAGGCUCUGUUUUACUACUGGCAGGCAGCCGUGUCUGGCCACAGACAGGCGCAGUACCGCUACGCCAAGCUGCUUCUGACCAGCAGGGGGCGCCAGAGUUUAGAGGAGCUGAACACGGCCAUCGGCUUCCUCAAACAGGCUGCUGCAGCUGGAAUAAGCAAGGCUCAGGUCUGCCUGGCCUCGGUCUACACGCAGGAGCCAGUAAGAGACCGGAGCAGGUCGGUCAAGUACCUGAAGAUGGCGGCAGAGAGUGAAGACGACACCGCCCUGCUGUUUUUAGGUCAAUGUUUUGAGAGCGGCUUUGGGGUGGAGCAGAAUCAGAGGACAGCGAUUGAAUACUACAAGAGAGCCGCUCACGCCGGCAACAAGCAGGCGAAGAGUUUACUGACCCCUCUGAGUGAGACGCUCAGGAAGGCAGAAGAGGCGGUGUUGCGCUGCAUCCGUUCAUCUCCGUGUUUCUCUGCAGCCGGUCGUGUGCCUCCCUCCUCCAGUCGCCCCAUCGCCCUUCCUCUCCUGCCUCACUCCUGGAGCACUGGGAGCCUGUGCGUCCCCCCGGCACUGUCCUCCACACCGCUUCACCUUCAUCCACAAAGCGCCGAGGGAGGAGCCUGCCAGUGGACUCUAGGGAUUGGACAGUUAUCAGCCAGCAUCGGUCAAACUGAGGAAUGUAUUUCAUAGCUUGAAUGUAUUUUCACCAGAGGAGAAAGGUCAAAGUGUGUUCGGUGUGUACAUACUGUGAAGUCUGCAUGAGAGUGAAUCGAUUUUAUACUUGGUCAAAUAUAUAUAUAUAUAUAUAUAUGUGUGUGUGGACAGACCUUUUGUUAGAGUUGUUUUAUAAAGCUGAAUGAGUUGUUGGAUA
Messenger RNA from Pseudoliparis swirei, 1899 nucleotides. It is a transcript of the gene dele1, whose product is annotated as DAP3 binding cell death enhancer 1. Gene Ontology annotation, molecular function: protein binding. Lineage: Eukaryota; Metazoa; Chordata; Actinopteri; Perciformes; Liparidae. The coding region runs from base 108 to 1718 and encodes 536 amino acids. The transcript has 12 exons. The record is from RefSeq and is a predicted model, not a curated record.